AUGAUGCGCAGACUGAAAGCAACUCUCAAGGUCGCCGUGUACGGCACCGGCGCCUCUCUCGGAGCCUUCUUCUUCGCGACGAGGAAAAAUGUCUUUGUGCCUCUCGAUCCGACCGACGCGAUUUUUCACCACCGAUUGCUCCGUGAGCUCAAUCCCUCGAGCAAUCCCACAAUGCACGAUGUCUGUGUUCGCCGGAUACCCAUUUCGGACAUUCGCCCGGAGCUGCUCAACAAGGAGGGAGGGCUAGUCGAGGCGUUUUGUGCGGGAGUCUGGAGUGGAUGGGGCUACAAGGUGCAACGCGCCAUCCUAGCAAAGACAAACCAAGACGCCUCGACACAAUCUCAGCUGUGGUCCCCUGAUGAGCUUCGCAUGUCAGACUACAACGUUGGAACCCUCAUCACCGACCAUUUUGAAGUCGUCGAGAAAACGCCCACGAGCAUCCUCGUGCGCAGCGGCGAUUCUCCUCGAAACCAGGCGAUUCGGCAAGUCGAUGGACUGUUUGAGAUUUCUGCGGUUGUUAAGCACGAUGAAGGUGUUGUUGAUCUGGGGCUGAAAACGUGCUUCUUCCAAGGACUGGGCAAGGCCCAAGGACCCCCGGUGCCUGCGCCAAUCGAGUGGCUGCAUCGCCAGUAUGUCAAGUUGUUGCUGGAGACGGCCGUGCAGAAUCUUGUGGGCUAG
Messenger RNA from Aspergillus calidoustus, 678 nucleotides. The record is from the annotation of a GenBank genome assembly. Lineage: Eukaryota; Fungi; Ascomycota; Eurotiomycetes; Eurotiales; Aspergillaceae.